Molecule: messenger RNA, 1434 nt
Organism: Sporothrix schenckii 1099-18
Lineage: Eukaryota; Fungi; Ascomycota; Sordariomycetes; Ophiostomatales; Ophiostomataceae
Exons: 1
Coding region: 1-1434 (477 amino acids)
Source: RefSeq, a predicted model, not a curated record
AUGGAUCGAAAGGACGCCGACGGCUAUGCGAUCCCGCGGAUCCCCGUAUCGCGUGCACGAGCCGACGGUGUCGGCACGGGGUCGCCUCGCAAACGGAAGGCAGUCGACGAUCUAGGACCUGAGACCACGGCCGAGUCAUCCUCCCCAGUGUCCACUCUGACCGAGUACACGACCGACUCCUUGUCCUCCCCAGUGUCCACCCUGACCGAGUUCACGUUCGAGUCAGUGUCCGCUCCAUCAUUGUCCUCCCCGUCCGAGUCCACGCUUGGGUCAAUGUCCGAAGCGUCCGAGUACGCGCCCUCCUUGUCCUCCCUGUCUGGGUUGCGCACGACUGUGGACGACGAUAGCUGCCGCACACUGCUUGCCAGAAACAACAUCCACAUGCGCUACAGCCGGCUCCCCAAGCCUGCCUACGUGGAGGAUGUCGUGGUGCGCAUCCGUGACAUGCAGCGCGCAUCGCCGGAACCUUCGGAUGAGGCGUUAGUGAAGAACAAGUGUCUGCGGGAAUUGUUCGAGGGUUCACACGAGUCGCAAGUGGAGCUGCACUACAUGUACAAUGUGUUUCCCAUGCCCUCGGACGCCGACGACGACGCGAUUGGCGUACGAGCGCGCCUCCCCAUGUGCCGGCGGGUGGUCCCCUUUGUGGGUGGCGACGUGCCCAAGUUUCCCGUCCCGACGCCGGACUUGCUGUACGGGUACAACUGCGAAGAUGCGUUUCCUGAUACGGCCCACCAGAGACAGUUGAGGACGAUGUACGAUGAGGUGAUUGCCUACAACGACUACAGUGUCAGCAAUCCUUUUGUGUUUCCCUUCUUUGUCAUUGAGUUCAAAGGCGUGGCGGGCAACAUACGUGUCGCUAGCAACCAGUGUCUCCGGGGCGCGGCCACGUGUGUCAGCAUCGCCGAGACGCUGAAUCGGCGGCUGCUUACGCACGCACAAGAACACUCUGUAUCGACGGGAGGCACCGACGGCACCGACGGCGUGACGCCCGCAGCCUCCAUCGACAGCACGGCAUUCAGCGUCGCCAUGGACGGGCAGGACGCGCGGCUCUAUGUGUCAUGGAAACAAGACGAACGCAACUACUACAUGACCAACGUGGACUGCUACGCGCUGCGCCGCCCGGACGAGUACAAGCGGUUCCGCCGCAUGGUGCGCAACAUUGUCGACUGGGGCCGCAGCGACCGGCUCAAGGCCAUCCAUCGCGGGCUGGACCAGCUGCUCGAGGAGGCCCAGCAGCGCACGCCGGCUCCAGAUACGGACGCAGAGGCUGAGGCAGAGGCAGCAGCGAUGGAUCCGAUGGCCAUGUCUAUGCCAGAGCCGAUGCCAGAGCCCACACCGGGCGCGGGUUCCUCCAAGGCGUCCCGUCACCACUCGCCUCCCUCGGGCAAGGGCAGCAGCGGCGGCGGCGGUCGGAGCAAGAAGCCUCGAGCUUGA